Molecule: messenger RNA, 734 nt
Organism: Malaclemys terrapin pileata
Lineage: Eukaryota; Metazoa; Chordata; Testudines; Emydidae
Product: claw keratin-like
Exons: 1
Coding region: 1-495 (164 amino acids)
Cellular component (GO): intermediate filament
Molecular function (GO): structural constituent of cytoskeleton
Source: RefSeq, a predicted model, not a curated record
AUGAGUUUCUCCAGCCUGUGCUAUCCAGAAUGCGGGGUGGCCCGACCCAGUCCAGUCACUGGCAGCGCCAACGAGCCGUGCAUUAGGCAGUGCCCUGACUCCGAAGUGGUGAUCAGACUCUCACCGGUUGUCGUGACCCUCCCCGGACCAAUUCUCAGCAAUUUCCCUCAAGAGAGCGAAGUGGCAGCUGUAGGAGCACCUGUGGUCGGAGCCGGUUUCGGAGGCUCCUAUGGUUUGGGGGGAUUGUACGGCUAUGGAGGCCAUUAUGGAGGAUUGUAUGGUUUAGGGAGAUUAGGUGGUUAUGGUGGCCAUUACGGUUAUGGGGGAUUAUUGGGCUAUGGGGGAUACUGUGGUUACCCAGGCCUUUAUGGUUAUGGGGGAUUACGGGGAUACGGGGGACACUGCGGUUACCCAGGCCUUUAUGGUUAUGGGGGAUUAAGUGGUUCCGGGGUAUCUUGCCAUAGGUACCUCAGUGGAAGGAGUGGGCCAUGUUAAACUCACCAGGAAUAUUCAUGGAAGGAAGAACCAGGAAAUGAACAGCAAGAUACAGAUUCACUCCUGAUCUUUUGGGCAUGGCUUUCAGAAGCGCUGUGCAAACAUGGCUCCCGUUGAACUCAGUGGGAGCUGUGUGUGCUCAGCACCUUGGGCUGAUAGCCAUGCUGCAUUUCUAAUGUUACGCUUUAUGACUCUUUCUGCCAAGGCUUUCCCAACCAAGUGCUGAUUCUCUUUUGGAC